Haliaeetus leucocephalus (bald eagle) is the source of this 3141-nucleotide messenger RNA. It is a transcript of the gene INTS7, whose product is annotated as integrator complex subunit 7. Gene Ontology annotation, cellular component: integrator complex. The transcript is spliced from 20 exons. Gene Ontology annotation, biological process: snRNA 3'-end processing. The record is from RefSeq and is a predicted model, not a curated record. Lineage: Eukaryota; Metazoa; Chordata; Aves; Accipitriformes; Accipitridae. Bases 5 to 2890 code for a protein of 961 amino acids.
CGGUAUGGCUGCCAGCGCCAAGUCCUUCCUGGCCGAUGCGGGCUACGGCGAGCAGGAGCUGGACGCCAACUCCGCCCUCAUGGAGCUGGACAAAGGCCUCAGGUCUGGCAAACUCGGGGAGCAGUGCGAAGCCGUCGUUCGUUUUCCCAGGCUCUUCCAGAAAUAUCCUUUCCCUAUUCUCAUUAAUUCAGCUUUCCUAAAGCUAGCUGAUGUUUUCAGAGUGGGAAACAACUUCCUGAGGCUGUGUGUGCUAAAAGUUACUCAGCAGAGUGAGAAGCACUUAGAGAAGAUCCUAAAUGUGGAUGAGUUCGUCAAAAGAGUGUUCUCAGUAAUUCAUAGCAAUGAUCCAGUUGCUCGGGCUAUUACACUUCGGAUGUUGGGCAGCAUGGCAUCUAUUAUUCCAGAAAGGAAGAAUGCACAUCACAGUAUUCGUCAGAGUUUGGAUUCCCAUGAUAAUGUGGAAGUUGAAGCUGCUAUAUUUGCUGCUGCCAACUUUUCUGCACAAUCAAAGGAUUUUGCUGCUGGAAUAUGUAAUAAAAUCAGUGAGAUGAUUCAAGGUUUGGCCACACCUGUGGACUUGAAAUUGAAGUUGAUACCUAUUCUACAGCACAUGCAUCAUGAUGCUAGCCUGGCCUCCAGCUCCCGGCAACUGCUUCAGCAGCUGGUAACAUCAUAUCCCUCUACCAAGAUGGUCAUUGUUACUCUGCACACCUUUACUCUGCUUGCUGCUUCUUCAUUGGUUGACAUUCCUAAACAGAUCCAGCUUUUGUUGCAGUACUUGAAGAAUGACCCCAGGAAGGCUGUGAAGAGGCUUGCAAUUCAAGAUUUAAAGUUGUUGGCCAACAAGACACCACAUACAUGGAGCAGAGAAAAUAUUCAGGCACUCUGUGAAUCUGCUCUUCACACUCCUUAUGACAGCUUGAAACUGGGCAUGCUAUCUGUUCUUUCCACGUUAUCAGGGACCAUUGCCAUUAAACAGUACUUCAGCAGUGCUCCAGGAACAGCAGCUACAACUGCAAGAUCAUUUGAUUUAGUAAAACUGGCACAGGAGUGCUGUUACCACAAUAACCGUGGCAUUGCAGCUCAUGGUGUGAGAAUUCUGACUAAUAUAUCAGCCUCUUGUCAGGAAAAAGAUCUUCUGCCUUUGGAGCAAGAUGCAGUUUUUGGCUUAGAAGCUCUUCUUGUUCUUUGUAGUCAAGAUGACAGUCCAGGAGCUCAGGCAACCUUAAAGAUCACAUUAACUUGUAUGGUGAAGCUGGUCAAGUGCCGUCCUCACCUGAGCCAGUCAGUAGUUGAAUCCCUGCUGACCCAGUUGCACAGUGCCCAGGAUGCUGCUAGGAUUCUCAUGUGCCACUGUUUAGCAGCUAUUGCCAUGCAGCUGCCUGUCUUAGCAGAUGGGAUGCUAGGAGACCUAAUGGACCUCUAUAAAUUAAUUGGACGAUCUGCCACAGAUAAAAAACAGGAACUCUUGGUUUCUCUUGCCACAGUGAUAUUUGUUUCCAGUCAGAAAGCUUUGUCUUCAGAAGUCAAAACUGUUAUCAAACAGCAGCUUGAGAAUGCCUCCAAUGGAUGGACAGCCUACAGGAUAGCAAGGCAGGCUUCCAGAAUGGGCAACCAUGACAUGGCCAGAGAACUGUAUCAAAGCCUGCUGACUCAAGUGGCUUCAGAACACUUCUACUUCUGGCUGAACAGCUUGAAGGAGUUCUCCCAUGCAGAACAGUGUCUGACAGGUUUGCAGGAGGACAACUACAGCUCAGCGCUUUCUUGUAUUGCUGAAGCUCUAAAAUCCUAUCACAAAGGAAUAGCGUCACUGACGGCUGCUAGUACGCCACUUAAUCCUCUGAGCUUUCAGUGUGGAUUUGUGAAACUCAGGAUUGACCUUCUGCAAGCUUUUUCUCAACUUAUUUGUACCUGCAACAGCCUAAAAACAAGUCCACCACCAGCUAUUGCCACAACGAUUGCUAUGACAUCAGGAAAUGAUCUCCAAAGGUGUGGACGCAUCUCUAACCAGAUGAAACACUCAAUGGAGGAAUUCCGAAACCUGGCUACACGGUAUGGAGAUCUGUAUCAGUCAUCUUUUGAUGCAGACUCGGCAACUCUAAGGAAUGUAGAACUACAACAGCAGAGCUGCCUGUUGAUUUCACAUGCAAUAGAAGCUCUGAUUUUGGAUCCAGAAUCUACGAGUUUCCAGGAAUAUAGCUCAAAUGGAACAGCACAUGUUGAGAGUGAAUAUGAAAGAAGAAUGAUGUCUGUAUUUAAUCGUGUACUGGAAGAAGUGGAAUCCCUCAACAGGAAGUAUGCUCCUGUGUCUUACUUGCAUACAGCUUGUCUGUGUAAUGCUGUCAUUGCAUUGUUGAAGGUACCCCUUUCAUUUCAAAGGUACUUUUUUCAAAAGCUGCAGUCUACAAGUAUUAAGCUUGCUCUAUCCCCAUCUCCGAGGAACCCAGCAGAACCUAUUGCAGUACAGAACAAUCAGCAAUUGGCCCUAAAGGUGGAAGGAGUGGUUCAGCAUGGAUCUAAACCAGGCCUUUUCCGUAAAAUCCAAUCCGUCUGUCUAAACGUCUCUUCAGUGCUGCAGAGCAAAUCUGGACAAGAUUAUAAGAUUCCUAUUGACAACAUGACCAAUGAAAUGGAGCAGAGGGUGGAACCACACAACGACUACUUCAGCACUCAGUUUCUGUUAAACUUUGUGAUACUUGGUACCCACAACAUCACAGUAGAGUCCUCUGUAAUAGAUUCAAAUGGUAUUGUCUGGAAAACUGGGCCUAAAACAACUAUCUUUGUUAAAUCUCUUGAGGAUCCAUACUCCCAGCAGGUUCGUCUUCAGCAACAGCAAGGACAGCCACCAUCACAGCAGCAACAGCAAAGAACAGCAUACUCACGGUUUUAAUUCCCAGAAGUGACUCUAUCCUGGUCAAUGAUAUUACAGUUUUUCUUGGAUGCUUUUUUUGAAAGACCUACAAUUUUAACCUUCUCCUAGAAAGCCUCAGAUGCCAAUUUUGCUUUUUAAAUUAUCUGGGGUAAAUUUGAACUUGAUUCAGCAGAGGCAACUCUGUUCAAAUUUGGAGUUGUGCUUUUAGUCUAAGAACUUCACCAUGAUCUCUUCACUUCUGUUUACAAACCUGUUGCAGCAGGCUCCAC